Messenger RNA from Pistacia vera, 571 nucleotides. RefSeq lists its product as uncharacterized. The record is from RefSeq and is a predicted model, not a curated record. The transcript has 2 exons. Lineage: Eukaryota; Viridiplantae; Streptophyta; Magnoliopsida; Sapindales; Anacardiaceae. The coding region runs from base 73 to 345 and encodes 90 amino acids.
ACAAAAAAACAUCACCAGAUCUCCCCAAAUUUUCACAAAAUCAGGGUUUUCCCGUAAACUAAAAAUCGAAAAAUGUCUUCGUUGAAGAGAGUGUUCAACGAGAUUAAGGGGAUGAAAGUGAAGGAUUUGCCGGAGUACGUGAAGCCAAUGCUAUCACGGAACUACGUGAAGUCGGCCUUUCAACGAGGUUUGGACAACUACCAUGCCAAGUACAUUCAGACAAGCUCCAUUGAUCCUCUCUACCAUGUCUGUUUCGGCGGAAUGAUCUUAUCGUAUCUCCUGGCUCUCCCCGAGGAGCGCCGCCAUCUUGAGCACAAGCAACAUGCCAAGGAGCACGGUCACUGAUGAGGUUGUAAUGUGCCUCCUGUGGGUUGAUUUGGAGAUUGUUGAUUGUUUUGCAGUUUUUUCUUUCUGGACAUUUUAUUUGUGGCCAUGAAGAUACUUUCCUCUUAAAUGCAUGCUGCUUUAAAUGAUGAAAUAAGAUACAGUUUAUAAUGAGUAUUGAACUCAAUUUCUUCCAUGAUUGACUGCUGUAUUAAUGGCCAUAUUUUUGUGAUAUUGUUGGUUUUCA